UUCAGCAGGCUAUCAGGGUUAGAAAUGUACUCCUAUGUAUUCCUAGUGUAUACGGUAUACCUAGUUAUAUUUACCGAUCAAAUGUAUUGCUGCACAAAGCCAUUGAGAUGAGAUCUGCUGCACCUGCAACAUGAGUCCUCGGCAGCUACUCUCCGUGCUGCUGAUCUCGCUGCUGUCCACCCAUCCGCCUACCGGCGUUUCGUCCCUCUCCUUCAGCUAUGACUUCUCCUCCCAGCCUCACUACAACACUAAAGAUCUCAGCCUCUUCUACCUGAAGACGACCACAAGCAUCCUCGAUCUCCAUGGCCGCCUCCAUGGAGACAGUACUACUACCGUGUGGAGCAAAGGAAUCCGGAGCGUCGGCAGGGUGCUUCACACGCAGCCCGUGCUGCUCUGGGACAACGCCACCGGCGCUGCCGCGAGCUUCACCAUGACCUUCUGCCUCAGAACGCAGCAGCAGACCGGCGCCGGCGCCGGCGGCUCUCCUCCUCGCAUGUCUGUGUUCCUCGUGCCUUACUACCCGUCGAGCAACAGAAACAGCAGAAGCGUUACAACGGACGGCGAUGAUCAGAUUGAGGAGGUCGAGUUCGAGACUACACUAAUAGCACGGUCGUCGUCAAUGUCACAUCCAUCGUCGUCUACAAGCUGCAGAUCAUCAACACCACCGUGGUCACUGGCCGGAGACACCAACCACGGAUCGGCCGGCGGCGGCGAAGGCACAGUGUUCGUGCAUAUUGGAUACGACCACAGAACGCAGGUGCUAACAAAAUCUGUCCGGAUCGGCGGCGCGCCCUGCAGAAGCAUCAACUCGACUGUUGAUCUGAGGAGAAGCUUGCCGAGCGAGGUGGCCGUCGGCUUCUCGUCGACCACCGGCCACCCGAUUCAGCUGCACAACAUACUGCUCUGGUCGUUCAAUUCCACGCUAGAAACGAAGACACGUUCUUCCCCUUUGACGCAGCCUGAUGAGGAGACUCUAGUUCAUCAGGCACCGGUAACUUCUAACGAGAGACGAUCCUUUGUUUCCUGGAAGCAGCUGCUGGUCCGUUUGGAUCCUUGGAACCGGUCCGUGGAAUUGGGUUUGGGGUUCCAGUUCUUCGAGCGGAGUUGGGUUCGGCUAAAGUUGGUGCUGAAUUCUAAUUUCAACAUAUCUCUAGAGUAUGGCAUCGGAAACGAGUGGGAUUAGAAUUUGAAGCCCAACUCCACGCGCUGGUUGUAUCGCACUUUAUUUAUUCGGAAUUGCUAUCUGUCAUGUGACAGAUUUUAGAGUUGGAUAAUAAAUUUUUGGAUA
This is a messenger RNA of Oryza sativa Japonica Group (Japanese rice), 1288 nucleotides long. Its product is annotated as anti-H(O) lectin. Gene Ontology annotation, molecular function: carbohydrate binding. NCBI's taxonomy places the organism in Eukaryota, Viridiplantae, Streptophyta, Magnoliopsida, Poales, Poaceae. The record is from RefSeq and is a predicted model, not a curated record.